Molecule: messenger RNA, 1815 nt
Organism: Engraulis encrasicolus (European anchovy)
Lineage: Eukaryota; Metazoa; Chordata; Actinopteri; Clupeiformes; Engraulidae
Gene: fdft1
Product: farnesyl-diphosphate farnesyltransferase 1
Exons: 8
Coding region: 346-1788 (480 amino acids)
Biological process (GO): farnesyl diphosphate metabolic process; cholesterol biosynthetic process
Cellular component (GO): endoplasmic reticulum membrane
Molecular function (GO): squalene synthase [NAD(P)H] activity
Source: RefSeq, a predicted model, not a curated record
ACGAGGAGUUCUGCCCACCGACAUGGGCGCGCGCAUACAGUACUCCCGUGUCUGCGUGCAGCAACAGCAGCUUUUUGCACGCGCACGUUAGUUCCGCAAACUUUGUCAGAAGUCUUUUUUAGUCUGAGUGUCCGGCGACCCUCCCCCGCCCUAGCGCUGACUGUGACCCACCUCUUCACUUGACUUUACUGGACCGUGCGCGUUGGGCAUUUCAAUCCCACAAUACUGUUUGGAAAGCUGUUACAUCGCUAGUGCCUACUGGCAUUUAGGGGCGUUUAAAUAUGCGACAUCGCUAGUGACAACAGGCGCUAUUUGAAGCUACUGGCGUGAUUUGGAACCGUGCAAAUGGCCGGAGCUUGUUGCAAGUGUUCAGCCUCACUGUCCGUGUUGAAGCGGUCUCUGUCCUCCGUCACGUCCAGGGGCCCUGGCCACGCAUCGCGGCCGAUGCAUGUGUGGGGGAGGUCGGGGGAGAGAGGCGCUCAGAGUCGGGGGGAGAGGUGCGCGCCUCUAGACGCCUGGAUGUUCGCGUCGGCGCGUCCUUUUGCUCUCUGCAGAGCGCCUUUUCACCCGCGUCACCCCUCCGUAUCCCUCUGCUUGCAUUGCCAGGACAACAUGAGCGAGAGCCUCCAGAGCUGCUACCGACACCUCAACCAGACCAGCCGGAGCUUUGCAGCGGUCAUCCAGGCACUGGACGGGGAUCUCAGGCAUGCGGUGUGUAUCUUCUACUUGGUGUUGCGAGCACUGGACACGGUGGAGGAUGACAUGACCAUCGCCAUGGAAACCAAGCUGCCCCUCCUCACACAGUUCCACACACGCCUGUACCAGGCGGACUGGAGCUACACACACAGCCAGGAGAAGGACCGACAAGUACUGGAGGACUUCCCCACGAUCUCCAAAGAGUUCCGUAAUCUAGGUAACGAGUACCAGGAAGUGAUUGUUGACGUGUGUCGGAGGAUGGGCGGCGGCAUGGCAGAAUUCCUAGAGAAGAAAGUCACCAGCAUGCAGGAGUGGGACAAGUACUGUCACUAUGUAGCCGGUCUGGUGGGCAUCGGCCUAUCUCGUCUUUUCUCCGCCUCCAAGCUGGAGAAUUCCGAAGUGGGUGGAGACUCUGAGCUGGCCAACUCCAUGGGACUCUUCCUGCAGAAGACCAACAUCAUCAGAGAUUAUCUGGAGGACCAGAGAGAUGGCAGAGCCUUCUGGCCACAAGAGGCCUGGAGUAAGUUUGCGUGUCGCCUGGAGGACUUUGCGUCGCCGGAGCAUUUAAGCUCGGCCCUCUCCUGUCUGAACUUCCUGGUUACGGACGCUCUACGCCACCUGCCUGAUGUCAUCACGUACCUCUCACGACUGACCAAUCAGAGCGUCUUCAACUUCUGUGCCAUACCACAGGUGAUGGCGAUAGCAACGUUAUCCGCGUGCUACAACAACCCGAUGGUGUUCAGCGGCGUAGUGAAGAUCCGGAAGGGCCAAGCCGUCACACUGAUGAUGCAGGCAACAAACAUGGUCGCCGUUAAAAACAUCAUCGCACAAUACAGCCAAGAGAUCCUACAGAAGGUGUGUGUGUCCGACCCGUCUCGCGAGCGCACACUGCACAUGCUCAGUGUGAUCCAGGAGCGCUCGCUGAUCCAGGACGAACAGACCUCUCACGCGCACACACACGCGCACACACAGACACACACACACACGCUCACACACCUGUCGCCUGUCUACCUCUCCGCUGCCAUGCUGCUCGCUGCACUCAGCUGGCAGUAUCUCACAGCCACGUCUACAGAGCACACACACACACAUUAGACACACACACACAUACACACACACAUA